GCCUUUUAAUUGGCUCUUUUUAUGCCGGAGGAGCACAGCGUUGAUGUCCGAAAGGAGGUAAAGCUGCAUAUUAGUGUGUUAAUACGCCGAAACAAUGUGACGUUAUGGUUUUAAGUUGUGCAGUAUUGUUGCAACACAAUGGUUGAGUCUUUGGUUUCUUCUUCCUGCUCACGCGCGACAGUCUCCUCUCUUUUUAAAAUUGAGUUUAUAUCCCAAACCUUUCCAUGUAAUUUUUUUCCCUCAAGGAGACAUGGAACACCGGCCAUUUAUUUCCGAGGAAUUAAGGCAAUUUCUCGUGCACGGCGCUCCCCCUACAGUUUAUUACAUCCCUGCGUUCAUAUCCGAAGAGGAGGAAACCUGGCUCCUGCAGCAGGUCUAUCAGUCGCCCAAACCCAAGUGGACCCAGUUAUCCGGCAGGAGGUUGCAGAACUGGGGAGGCUUGCCGCAUCCCAAAGGGAUGCUGGAGGAGAAGAUGCCAGCCUGGCUUCAGGCAUAUUGCCAGAAAGUUUCCUCACACGGAGCUUUCGGCGAAAAAACGGCCAACCACGUGCUGGUUAAUGAGUACAAACCAGGAGAGGGGAUUAUGCCCCACGAGGAUGGACCCCUUUACCACCCUACAGUCACCACCAUCACCCUGGGCUCUCACGCACUACUGGACUUCUACACGCCUGUCAGCCGGUUGGAGGUCGACGAUGACAAUGCAGUUGCAGCGUUGGAAGGCGACCGCCAUCUAUUCUCGCUGCUCUUGAGGCCACGGAGCCUGCUGGUGCUGCAGGAUGACGCAUACCGGAACGUUCUCCAUGGCAUCGGGGCGUGUGAGCGGGACGUGCUGACGGGCAAAGUGCUGAACCUGCACGUUGCCGGGGCCCAGCUGGGUGAGACGCUGACCCGAGGGACCAGGGUGUCGCUGACCAUUCGACACGUGCCUAAAGUCUUGAAGACAAAGCUUCUUUUCGGGGGGAAGUGAAUGGGGGGAAACAGUGGACUAGUCCAGUGGUUGUCAACUUUUUGAGUUAAGGCACAUUUUUACAUCAUUCAAAAAAUCUCAUGGCGCACCACCAAACAAACUGCAAAAAGUACACAAAAUCCCAGGUAUUUUAUUGAGGCCUGCCCUGAAAAGGUAAAAAUUGCAAGUAAUUGACACUCCUGGAAAAUGUUUAUAAUUGCCUAUUUUAAUAGUUUAAACCAGAAAUAUCAAAGCCUUUGAUCCCCAAAAACUUAAAUAUCACUUAAAACUCAUUUUACAACAUUGCCCUUAAUAGUGUAUGUCUUCCAGAUUUGAUUUAGAACAACAUGAACCGGAAGUGCACAUGUAUGUGUGGCAAAGGAUCACCGUAAGUUCCACUAACAACCCAGGCUAAACUUGGCUCCUCCACAACAUGCAAAGAAAAACCUGAAUAGGUGGAUCUACUGUAUAAUGAAAUAUGGAUCUUGUCUCAAUAUACUUAGUCUGAAAAGUAGGCCCGUUCAGUUGAACACAAAGCUAUUAUUUUGUUGUAUAAAUGGGAACAGGUGUCUUCAUAGUACCUUGUUCUGUCUGCCAUCUGGAAGAUAAUUUAAUUGUUCAACCUGUCACUAUAGAGUAUAUUGCAUUUGUGGGAAGGCUUUCAACAAGGUUUAGGAGUGAGUUUAUGGGAAUAUUUGCCCAUUGUUCCAGCAGCAUAUUUGUGAGGUCACAUACUGAUGUUGAUCUUGGACGAGAAGGCCCGGCUCACUGUCCACUCGAAAUCAACCCAAAGGUGUUCUAUCGGGUUGAGGGCAGGACUCUCUGCAGGCCAGUCAAGUUCAUCCGUACCAAAUUCUCUCACCCAUGUCUUUAUGGACCUUGCAUCGUGCACUGGUGCAGACAUGUUGGAACAGGAAGGGGUAAUCCCCAAACUGUUUGACUGUCUCAUGGUAUGCUGAAGCAUUCAGAGUUCCUUUCACACAAUCAUAACAGCGUAAUGAUUGUUCCAUACUUGAUCUACUGUGUAGAAAUAUGGGGAUCAACAUGUAAAACAUAACAUUUAUUUUACAGAAGAGCUUUAAAAAUAAAUAAGUCACCAUAGAGAUCCCUCUAAUUAAUUAUUCAUAAAUUAUAAAGUAUUACCAUUCCAUUCCAUUUAGAUUUUAAAACAUUACAAACUAUGUAGAAGGCUAAUAAAAAUAUCAUACCAAUAACUAUUCAUAUAAAGUGUGUAAAAAGAGUAAGCAACCACAAUUUGAAAUGGAUAGAAGUAUUUAAAAUACCAAGAUUUAAAACUACUGUGAUGCAAAUGAGUAUAGUGAAAAGUGUUAAGUUAAGGAACACUAAAAAUAGAAACAAAAGAGUCAAGAUCGGUAUAUUUAAAAAGAUCAUAAAAUAAGGGUUUUAUGUAAUUAUGAAAUGUGUAAUUAAGACUGAUUAAAACAGAACAGAUUAAAAAUCAUUUAAAGACUUUAAAAAAAAAAAGGGGGGGCAGAAAAUAUUCUUCCCUCUGGUCCUUUUCAUUUAUAUUUUGUGUAUUCAUGUGUCUUUUUCCCCGUCUUACAUGUAAUGAAAUAAAAAAAACAA
This is a messenger RNA of Phycodurus eques (leafy seadragon), 2533 nucleotides long. It is a transcript of the gene alkbh6, whose product is annotated as alkB homolog 6. Lineage: Eukaryota; Metazoa; Chordata; Actinopteri; Syngnathiformes; Syngnathidae. The record is from RefSeq and is a predicted model, not a curated record.